AUGGAAAGAGGAAAUUGCUCAUCCUUAACUGAAUUCAUACUGUUGGGAAUUACUGAUAACCCUGGGAUUAAAGUAGCCCUAUUUAUCCUGUUUUUCCUUGUUUAUCUCAUUAACUUUCUGGCAAAUCUUGGAAUGAUUAUUUUAAUUAGGUUGGAUCCCCAGCUGCACACACCCAUGUACUUUUUCCUCAGCCAUUUCUCUUUCUGUGACCUCUGCUAUUCAACAGCAAUUGGCCCCAAGAUGUUGAUAGACAUUUUAGCCAAAAACAAAUCAAUCCCCUUCUAUGGCUGCACUCUGCAGUUCUUGGUCUUCUGUAUCUUUGCCGACUCUGAGUGUCUCCUGCUGGCAGUGAUGGCCUAUGACCGGUACAAGGCCGUCAGCAGCCCCUUGCUCUAUGCUGUCAGCAUGUCCAGCAGGCUGUGCUCCCUGCUCAUGGCGGGGGUUUACAUGCUGGGAAUGGCAGAUGCUUUGAUCCACACGACAUUAGCAUUCCGCUUAUGCUUUUGUGGAUCAAACGAGAUUAACCAUUUCUUCUGUGACUUAUCCCCACUUUACCUUCUCUCCUGCUCUGAUACACGGGUCAAUGAGUUGGCGUCAUUCACUGUUUUUGGUUUUAUUGAAUUAAGUUCCAUUUCAGGAGUCCUUGUUUCUUAUUGUUAUAUCAUUCUAGCAAUCUUGAAGAUCCACUCUACAGAAAGGAGGCUCAAAGCUUUCUCCACCUGCACCUCCCAUCUAACGGCUGUGGCAAUUUUCCAGGGAACUAUACUCUUCAUAUAUUUCAGACCCAGUUCUUCCCACACUCUAGAUCAAGACAAAAUUACCUCAUUGUUUUACACCCUUGUGAUUCCCAUGUUAAACCCUCUGAUCUAUAGCCUACGGAACAAGGAUGUGAAAGAUGCCCUAGAAAAGCUAAAAGAUAAAAGAUGGUUUUAA
Molecule: messenger RNA, 933 nt
Organism: Cervus elaphus (red deer)
Lineage: Eukaryota; Metazoa; Chordata; Mammalia; Artiodactyla; Cervidae
Product: olfactory receptor 5W2-like
Exons: 1
Coding region: 1-933 (310 amino acids)
Biological process (GO): G protein-coupled receptor signaling pathway; sensory perception of smell
Cellular component (GO): membrane
Molecular function (GO): G protein-coupled receptor activity; olfactory receptor activity; odorant binding
Source: RefSeq, a predicted model, not a curated record